Nezara viridula (southern green stink bug) is the source of this 2660-nucleotide messenger RNA. The record is from the annotation of a GenBank genome assembly. NCBI's taxonomy places the organism in Eukaryota, Metazoa, Arthropoda, Insecta, Hemiptera, Pentatomidae.
CAAGGCUGCAGUCAUUUGUGUACCAAUAGUCGUUCUGUUUUAUUUAUUCGUCGCAGUCUGCAGCUCUCCCAGUUGACUUGUUUAUUUGGAAUACGCUUUUGAUACAGUAUCAGUAAGAAGAGGACGGGAUGGCAGAAGCCCACUCGGCCGUCGCCUUUUCCUUCGCCAUCACCCACGAAGGAUGGGACGUCAACUUCGACAGGGAGGUUCUGCAUCUCGUCUGGGACUCUGGUGUUAGGUCGUGGAAGAAGAGAAUUGCUAGGUUGAAGAACAAUCUGAAGACUGGACUUUAUCCUGUUCCGAUCAGUUCUCUUUUUGCAACAGCUGCUGUUGUUUCUGGUUCCCAUUACUAUGGUGUAGAAAUACCUGGAUUGGACAAAAUCUUAAGACUGAUUCCAAGCAAAGAUAUAAAGUAUGAGAUAGCAGCAUGCGCUGGCCUCAGUGCACUUGGCUUCUUUGGCUUUUCCCUUUCCUUGAAGUAUGCCCUCAAGGCUCUAUUUAUGUAUAAAGGAUGGAUGUAUGAAUCUCGUGGGCCAGGAAGAAAGCCUUCUUUCAAGACCCGUGCAUGGCUCUUUUGGGUCAAACUUGUGUCUGGGCCGAGCAGACCAAUGCUCUACAGUUAUCAAGGAUCAUUGCCAAGGUUACCGUUGCCUUCGGUUAAAGAUACUAUGGCAAGGUACCUUCGCAGUGUAAGACCAUUAUUAGAUGAUAAAGAGUAUGCAAGAAUGGAAAAACUUGCCCUAGAAUUUCAAAGUGGUAUUGGUGUAAAACUGCAGAGAUAUCUGGUAUUGAAAUCUUGGUGGGCUACAAACUAUGUCUCUGAUUGGUGGGAAGAAUAUGUUUACUUGCGUGGAAGAUCUCCUUUAAUGAUCAAUUCUAAUUUCUAUGGAAUAGACACGCUAUUUAUGCAUCCUACUACCAACCAAGCAUCUAGGGCUGCUGUUGUAAUAUAUGCAAUGCUUCAGUUUCGAAGGCUGAUUGAGCGACAGGAAUUGGAGCCGAUCAUGCUUCAGGGUAUUGUUCCAUUGUGCUCUUGGCAGUAUGAAAGAAUGUUUAAUACGACAAGAGUUCCUGGUGUUGAGACUGAUAAAAUAGUUCACCUACUAGACUCAAAGCACAUUGUUGUUUACAAUCGUGGUAGAUUUUUUAAGGUUAUUAUUCACCAUAACAGAAGAAUACUACUUCCUUGUGAAUUAGAAAUACAGAUGCAAGCGAUCCUGGACAACGAUACUCCCCCAUGUGUAGGCGAGGAGAGAUUAGCCGCUCUCACCGCAGGUCAUCGUGCUCACUGGGCCCAAACUCGGCAGGAGCACUUCUUUAAGGGUGUCAACAGGCAGGCUCUUGAUGCUAUUGAAAAAGCUGCUUUCAUUGUUUGCCUUGACGAUGUUCCGUACGAAUUUGAUAAGAAUGUACCCAGUAAGUUGGACGAGUAUGGCCGUACUCUUCUCCAUGGAAAAGGUUAUGAUCGAUGGUUUGACAAGUCUUUCACUCUUUGUGUAGGAACUAAUGGAAAAAUUGGUGUCAAUGCCGAGCAUUCUUGGGCUGAUGCUGCUGUUACGUCACAUCUUUGGGAAUUUACCAUCAUAGAUGAAACUAGCGGCAACUGGUACAAAGAAGAUGGGCAUACUAAAGGAACUCCCAGUUUUGCCCCUCCUCCGCCUAUUAAAUUACAGUGGGACUUGAAGGACUCCUGUCUUAAUGCAAUUGAUGCUUCGUAUCAAGUGGCAAGACAACUUAUUGAUGACAUCGAUCUUCACAUAUACAUGCACGAUGCCUACGGAAAAGGUUUCAUGAAGCAGUGCAGAUUGAGUCCAGAUGCUUAUUUACAGAUGGUGUUACAAUUGGCUUAUUAUAGGAAUGCAGGUAAGUUUUCACUGACAUAUGAAGCUUCAAUGACUCGCUUAUAUCGAGAAGGCCGUACUGAAACAGUCAGACCAUGCUCAAUAGAAUCAGCUGCUUGGGUCAAAGCAAUGUCAAAUAAUGAUAAAACAGUUUCAGAAAAGGUAGCACUCCUUCAAAAGGCGUGCCUCCAGCACCAAAGAGCCUACUUGGAUGCAAUGUGUGGAAAAGGCAUUGAUCGUCAUCUCUUCUGUUUGUAUGUUGUUUCAAAGUAUCUGGAAGUCGAUUCUCCAUUUCUUAAGGAAGUACUAAGUGAGCCUUGGAGAUUGUCUACUUCACAGACUCCACACGGGCAGACAAGUAAACUUGAUCUUAAGAAAUAUCCUGACUGCAUUUCUGCUGGUGGAGGCUUUGGUCCAGUGGCUGAUGACGGAUAUGGAGUUUCUUACAUUGUUGCAGGAGAAGAUAUAUUGUUCUUCCAUAUUUCAUCCAAAAAAAGUUGUCCCACUACGGACUCCAAGAAGUUCGGUGAGGAUAUAAAGCAAGCUUUACAUGAUAUAAGAACACUCUUCCUGGAAUACAAAAAAGAAAAUGGUGGGAAAAAAUAGAAUCUUAAUGGUGUGGCUUUAUAAAGUUUAGUUAUUAAGUUUAGGAUGUUUUUGAUAUUGAAGUUUAUUUUUAUAUCUACCAUAAUAAAUAAGGUUUUUCUUAUUUCAGUUUGAGUAAGAUCAUAAAUUAUUAACAUAUUUUUGGAUAAAUCUUGUUAUAGAUGUAAUACUGACAAAUAGACUGAUCACAAAUGAAUGACUUUUAAAAUUUGU